Messenger RNA from Eurytemora carolleeae, 821 nucleotides. RefSeq names its product zymogen granule membrane protein 16. Bases 10 to 723 code for a protein of 237 amino acids. The record is from RefSeq and is a predicted model, not a curated record. Lineage: Eukaryota; Metazoa; Arthropoda; Copepoda; Calanoida; Temoridae. The transcript has 8 exons.
AGUUAAAUAAUGAGUGAAAGAUUGGUUUCUCUACUAGUUCUCAGUUCUUUUGUAAUCCUGACCCAGAGUGAGACGAAAACCAUGUCUGACAUUCAAGGAGAACUUAUGCUCAAAGAUACUCAGUGGUUUGUUCCCGGAUCCUACGGGGGAGAAGGAGGAGUGUACUUUACAGACUGGUGGAGCAGUCCGGAUAAUUCAAGAUACUUUCCAACCCGUCCUCCUCAACAGAUAAAUAUCCGAGCUGGAGGACGAAUAGACGGAAUACAGAUUCUAUAUGGGGGUCACAAGGGCGCAUAUCAUGGUGGCCAGGGUGGAAACCUUCAUAGAAUUCGACUUUACGACGGAGAUUCUAUAAUUGCAGUGACAGGUCGAGCAGGGCUGGGACCAGGAUCAGGGGUGGAUCAACUAACUUUUCAUACAAAAAAUAAUAAAACGUUUGGUCCGUUUGGAGGAACGGGUGGGAUGCCUUUUCGAUCAGUACCUCCGAGACCUUCCUGCUAUCUGGGAUAUAUCUCAGGAAAGUCUGAUCUCAGAUUAGAUAAAAUUGUUUUUCAUUGGCGAUGUCCUGCUAAGAAGGAAGAGGAAAAGGAGUUUACUGGAAUUGCCGUGUAUGAUAAUUCUGAAACCUCAAGUUCUGCUUCAAAUCUGUCGUCUUUGUUCAUUCUGAUCUCAACAGUUAUAUUUCAACUCUCGUUAACUCAGACUACAUUUAAUACAUUAUGACAAGAACAAACCAUUUUAAUAUAAAAUAAGGCAGGAAGAUUUUGACCCAAAACUAAAUGACAUUUAGGUGAUAAGUCCAAGCGAAAUAGUGCAUCACG